UCUUUAUGAGCUUCCUGGGCAGUCUUUCCAGGACACUGGUUCCGUUUUUAGGGAUAAUUCAGGCACCUGGCUAUAUUUUCACAUGACUUGGCAUGUGAUUCUGGUCUGUUCUGCUCAGCAAUGGUAUCUAAUUCCGGAUUAUGUUAUGCACAAAUGUCACAUUUGUGACACAAAUUUGUGACACAAAGAUGGCCAUUGUAGUUAAACCAAGUAAAAAAACAAACAAACAACAACAACAAAAAAAUUGAUUGUUUUGCAAUACCAAUACAUAGAGGUAAUCACUCAAAAAAAAAAUAAAAUAAAAUAAAAUAAAUAAUAAUAAUAAUAAUAAUAAUAAUAAUAAUAAUAAUAAUAAUAAUAAUAAAAUAAAACAGUCAAGCAACCAACUAAUUAUUGGACCACUUGAGAUGGAAUGACCCAGAAUAGGGUUCAACAGUUUGUGUUUCUGGGGGAACAAACUGAAGAAUGUUCCAUAUAGAACUCUACAACAUAAAGUUCCCACUCAGUAAAGGUUCUGAAGAGUAGAACCUUUAGACACACCAUCAACCACCAAACCAUCCUUCAGGAGCCUUUAUUUUUGAGCACCUUGUCAAAUAAAAUUAAAUGUUAGUGUAGCAUAUAUGAAAUAUGUACUAUAUAGAUGAUGUGUAGACCAGAUAUCAGAAGACUAAAGGGUACGUAGGAGAUAGUGGAUUGAAACAAUAACGGUGACAGAACAACUGAUAACUUAAAUAUAGAAUGAUUUAUAUACAAUUUAGAAUGAGUGUUCUUUGUGCUGUCUGCGCAGUAAAAACAAAAAACAAACAAAAAAAAACCAAACAAACAAAUAAAAAAAACACUCUCCCUGUCACCUGUCAAUCAAGGCGGGAUCUAUGUGUAGAAUGGUGUUAAUUGGUCGAAAUUAUCAACAUGAAACAUUUUAACUGGUUCAAAUAACGUAUUUGAAAUUAUAGUGGUUUACAUUCUGCUUCAUUUUUAAUGAAUCUAUAUUGUUUUAAAUUCUGUUUAAGAUAUUUAUUGAUAUACAUUUUCUAGUGGGCUACACCAGUGAAAAUCUCGUUGGUUAAGUGUGAACUCAGUACGACUUAUGAGCAGGCAGUAGCCUUGAUAUUUUUCAUUAUUUCUGUCUUUGUAUCUUUUUAUUUUCUUUCUUUCUUUCUUUCUUUCAAACAACCAACAUUUAGUCUGCUAACACAUUAAUAUAACGUGAUUAUCAGACAGUAUAAUAUUAUAGUGAAAUCCAGUUUUGGGACCUAACGAUGGCAACACAAAAAGGGGCAACUUUUAUUGAAAGGAGGUGCGCGGAGGGAGAACGGCGAGACACUGCAGUGAGAGAAAGAGAGAGAGAGAGACAUUUGCUAGAGGGGGAGCGGAUCCGAAAUGUAAUGGUCACUCGGAAACGUCUUCCCUCCUCGAUUAAUCCCUGCAUUUACAUCCUGCCGGUUUCACGGAGCUGUAUCACAGAUACUGGAUUUCUGCGUUGUUUAGUGCGUGUGCGCAUCUCGUCAUGCCAAUCACACGCUCUGUUGAAAGUCGUGCUUUAAUCGCCGCGGUCUGGGUGGGCUUCCUGUGCGGAAUCAUCCUGACCCAAGAUGAGGCUGUUCAAACUACUCCACAUUCCUCUCGUGCAUUGUUCCAGGGUGCAACACCCAGAGAAAGCCAAGAUCAAGAUUUCAUAAGCCAUCAAAAAGGGGUGGAAAUCCCCAGGGAUCUGCUCCCCGUGCUUGAGAAGGACAUUGAUUUUGGACAUGAGGAUGAAACACUGCCUCCUGAGCAGCAACACCUUCUAAGAAAGAUGCUGCUUGGUCACAACAAAGCUUUGCAUCCAACUUGGUCUCCAGUAGAAGAACAUGAAGCCCCUACUACACUUAAUUCUUACAAUUCUACCACAAUGACACAGGCUGCUAUCAAAACCAAGCCAUCACUCACUUCAGUAGUGAUCACAACAACGGAGAUGAAAGCAGAGCCUGCUUCAUCAAGCUGUAUGAUCAAUUUCUCAGACCCUGUGGGCUACAUUGAUUCGUCAGACGAUCUGCCGCUUCCAAAUGGCACUUUCCUGCAGUGCACUUACACAGUGACUGUGUAUACAGGUUAUGGGGUGGAACUACAGGCAUGCUUUAAAAAAAUCUCCUGA
Ictalurus furcatus (blue catfish) is the source of this 2134-nucleotide messenger RNA. RefSeq lists its product as uncharacterized. The transcript is spliced from 3 exons. Bases 1508 to 2134 code for a protein of 208 amino acids. The record is from RefSeq and is a predicted model, not a curated record. NCBI's taxonomy places the organism in Eukaryota, Metazoa, Chordata, Actinopteri, Siluriformes, Ictaluridae.